This is a messenger RNA of Cydia fagiglandana, 3110 nucleotides long. Its product is annotated as putative fatty acyl-CoA reductase CG5065. The record is from RefSeq and is a predicted model, not a curated record. Gene Ontology annotation, biological process: long-chain fatty-acyl-CoA metabolic process. Lineage: Eukaryota; Metazoa; Arthropoda; Insecta; Lepidoptera; Tortricidae. Gene Ontology annotation, cellular component: peroxisome. Gene Ontology annotation, molecular function: alcohol-forming very long-chain fatty acyl-CoA reductase (NADP+) activity. The transcript has 13 exons. Bases 288 to 1859 code for a protein of 523 amino acids.
AUGGCUACCGCGAGCAUUUUACUGAAUUGAUCAUCUAACCCGUCUCCCGACAAUAAUUAGUACAAAACCCAACUCGACAACACGAGAAGUUAUUUAUACAUGUGCACAGUUCAUUUCGCGGUUCGAAAUAGCCACUCUACUUUCUAACCUAUGAAAAUAUAAAAUGAUUUAACAGUGAGUGUCCGCUGGAUUUUUUCGAAACCCAUAUCCGCCAUGUUAAAGAAAACCCACAAAUAAGAACCCCACUCUGUUGUAUCUGGCCGCUGUGAUCGAUUGAAGAAUCCAAUAUGGCGUCUUGUGUGAACGGACAUUUCGGGAGUCAGGAGUACGUGCCAGUGGCGGAGUUCUACGCGGACAAGUCCGUGUUCGUUACGGGGGGCACGGGCUUCAUGGGCAAGGUGCUAGUCGAGAAGCUGUUACGUAGCUGUCCAAAGAUCAAGAACAUCUAUCUGCUGAUGCGGCCGAAGCGGGGACAAGAUGUGGCAUCUCGUCUCACUGAACUCACACAGUCACCGCUGUUCGAGACAUUACGGAAAGAACGGCCGUUCGAGCUAAACAAGAUAGUGCCCAUCGUCGGCGAUAUAACGGAACCGGAACUUGGAAUCAGCGUCUCCGACCAGGCCAUGCUUUGCCAAAAGGUGUCCGUGGUAUUCCACUCCGCAGCCACAGUGAAAUUCGACGAGAAACUCAAACUGUCGGUCACCAUCAACAUGCUUGGCACGCAGCAGCUCGUCCAGCUCUGUCAUCGCAUGCUCCUUCUAGAGGCCCUAGUCCACGUCUCGACCGCAUACUGCAACUGCGAGCGUGAACGCGUAGAAGAAACGGUCUACGCGCCGCCAGCGCACCCUGAACACGUUGUCACCCUGGUGCAGACCUUACCAGAUGAGCUGGUGGAUAGAAUCACUCCCGAUCUCGUUGGUGACCGGCCGAACACGUAUACAUUCACGAAGGCUCUCGCGGAAGACAUGCUUAUCAAGGAGUGCGGCAAGCUGCCUGUGGCCAUCGUCCGGCCGUCCAUCGUGCUGUCCUCUCUCCGAGAACCGGUCCAGGGUUGGGUGGACAACUGGAACGGGCCGAACGGCAUCAUAGCGGCCGUCGGGAAGGGUAUCUUCAGGAGCAUGUUGGGCACCGGGGCCCGGGUGGCCGACCUGGUGCCUGUGGACACCGUCAUCAAUCUGAUGAUCGUGUGCGCGUGGAGGACGAGCCAGAGACGGAAUGACGGUGUACUUGUUUAUAACUGCUGCACCGGCCAGCAGAACCCCAUUACGUGGCAGCGCUUCGUGCGGACCAGCUUCAAAUACAUGCGGAAACAUCCCUUCAGUGAGGUCCUCUGGUACCCUGGCGGCGAUAUCACGAACAACCGGCUCAAGCACUCCACUCUCUCGCUUAUCGAACACCGAGCCCCUGCCUUUGUGAUGGACACCUUCGCGAGAGCCACUGGAAAGAAACCCAUGAUGAUGCGGGUGCAAAACAAACUUGAAAAAGCGGCAGCUUGCCUUGAAUAUUUCACCACCCGCCAAUGGGCCUUCGCGGAUGACAAUGUACAAGCCCUAUGCACGGCCCUAUCGCCAGAGGAUAGACGCAUAUUCGACUUUAAUGUCAGAAACAUCGACUGGGACGCGUACAUAGAGAGCUACGUACUUGGCAUCAGAAGGUUCUUGUUCAAAGAGAGCCCGGACACGCUGCCAAGGUCCAGGACUCGUCUCCGAAGGUUACACAUAGUUCACGUCCUCACCCAAGUGGCGGCCGUAUUCUUCCUCUGGAGAUUUCUCUUCUCUCGCUCUAACGCGUUGCGUAACUUCUGGCGGCGUAUACUAGACUUCAUAACACGCGCCGCGAGAAUGCUCGCCAUAGCCUGAUGCACAUAGCCUUAACCUCAGGCUUAGUAGAGCGACGCUGUUUGAUUCACAAAACGCUAGCGAUUAGCGUAAAUCUGUAAACGCUCGAGCGGCGGCGAUCAGCGGAGCGUUGUGAACGAAUAAUCAUAGACGUUGUUUGGCGAAAUGGAUCCGUCCUCUAAAAUUUGUCAUUGUUAACCUUUUCGACGCCGUGUCAAACACAAUAGCUGUCUCACUCGGACGCCACGUCGAAGUGUCAAAACUGAAAUUGAACUUUAUGUAUGCACGUAGGUCUAUGUUGCUCUGUGGUCUGUGACCGAUUAAUCCAUCUUUGGCGUUGAACCUGCGGUGCGGAUAUAUCGGUCAAUGGCGUCCAAAAGGUUAAUUACAGAUUUCUGUGGAUUGGAUAAUUUUCUCUAAAUUAUGUUUACACAUACCUACGAGCGGCCUUAGUGCACACUAAAAUUCCCACGCUUACAUAUGUGCACGUUGCGGUUUUGAAAAGUUCUCGUUAAUUCCAUGUCAAUCCAAAAUAUGAGAAGUUUCCGAAAUAUUACCAUGUUUCUUCGCGUUUUAAGAAAUUUUCGGACAGCAGAUCAGUAGUUAAACAAAUGCAAACAUAGAAGCGGGUGCACACUAAAUUACGCUUGACGCUCUCCGCUGGACGCUCGCCACUGUGCGUGACUAAAUGGAACUCAUACCUUUAGGUUCGUAACUAAGCGUAAUUAUAUAAGCGCUCGUUUUGUGAAUCCCUGCUGUUUUUGCUGGUUGGAUUGUGAACGGUGUUAGUAAGCUUGCGUGCCCGAUGCAUUCUGUUGUUGAUUUUUCACGUAAUGUUAUGAAUGAAAGUGACACGUUCCAGCGUUUGAAGUAAGAAACUAGCGUCUCCUGAGCGUCAUCGUCUAUAGUCUGUAACUUUAGGUAUUUAAAUAAAAGUAAACAAACAAUUUGUACAUUUUGGGGUAGUUAUAACGUUUAUUGGUGAACCAACCAAAUACAAAACCGCUUAAUAUCAGUCACUGAACCUGACUUUAACCUACAUUAUUUGAUCAUGUGAUGUUCUCAUCUACCCUCAACUGGCUUAAGGAGCCGUUUGAGGGUAGAUUUUGUUUACUUUUAUUUAAAUACCUAAAGAUACAGACUACAGUCAACUUUAUGGCUGCUGCUGCAAAAUUAGCAUUCACAAACUCACUUAAAGCCAGGGGUACACUAGGCGUCAACUGUCCCGUGACACGUCGGGUGAAGUGGCGCGACGUUGCCGGACUUCGCCCG